This is a messenger RNA of Oppia nitens, 1482 nucleotides long. Its product is annotated as proton-coupled folate transporter-like. Gene Ontology annotation, cellular component: membrane. NCBI's taxonomy places the organism in Eukaryota, Metazoa, Arthropoda, Arachnida, Sarcoptiformes, Oppiidae. Bases 1 to 1482 code for a protein of 493 amino acids. Gene Ontology annotation, biological process: transmembrane transport. The record is from RefSeq and is a predicted model, not a curated record. Gene Ontology annotation, molecular function: transmembrane transporter activity. The transcript is spliced from 5 exons.
AUGAAAUCAGUACCUGCUAUGCAAUUGGCUCAGGAUAAAUUAUGUUUAUACCAUUACCAGAUGCCUGGAAAUUAUUGCCGGGAAUUUUCUCAAAUGCCAUCGGAUCCGACAAAAUUGGCCAUCCUAGCUGAUUUUGGUAAUUUUCAAAUCUAUGGUAUCUUGGUCAUUUAUUUGCCAUCAUUUAUAAUGGCCCUGUUUAUUGGAUCAUGGUCAGAUAAAUAUUUAUCGGCCAAAAAAUUGAUCAUGAUCAAUUCGGCAAUUGCUAUUAUCCUUGAAUCAAUUAUAUUGAUUUUAUGCGAUUAUUUUGCUGAAUCAUCAAUUUAUUUGAUGCUAUUAAUCGGUUUACCAAAUCUAAUAUCUGGCGGUUUGAUGGGCUCAUUGGGCGCCUGCUGGACAUAUCUGGUCACUACAACACCCGGCCAUAUGCGGGCUAUGCGUAUAACAGUUGCCGAAGUUAUUAUGGGAUUGUCCGGUCCACUUGGCUCAUACCUGGGCGGCUACAUAAUAAACACCCCGACCUGGCUAUCAUCGGGUGUCGACCACCAGUUACACAACUCGACUGCCGUAUUCAUCAUCGAUGGCCUGGUCUAUGGCCUAUCAAUCCUAUGGAUCUGGUGGGCCAUUGACGAGGCCCGUGACAUACGUAACUGGGAACUGGAGUUUGGCCUGCCGUACGAAUCGGACGGCCUGACAGUCGACCAACGAGUAGCCGGGAAACUUGAAAACUAUGAUAAGCACCGGGAGUCGGGCCAUAGUCCUGUACGCUUGCUAUUUACAUGGUCUAACCUGAAAAAUAUAUGGCAUACAUGUGCGAAAUCAAGGCCUAACUAUGUCCGAUUGCAAAUUUGGCUACUGUUCCUGGCUAAUCUAUGCUAUAUGAUUGUCAAAUCAGGACCCGUAGCCUAUUUGAUGCCAUUUACCCAAACGGUUUACAAAUGGGAUUCAAGCCAGUAUAGUACUGGGGUAGCCAUUACUAAUCUGUCCGAAACGGUUGUACAGUUGCUGGCAUCGCCAGUAUUGAUUAUGGUGCUCAAACUCAAAGAUACUACAGUAUCGGCACUGGGAAUGGCAUCGUAUGGCAUCCAGAAUCUGGUCCGCGGUCUAGUCCUAACUCCGGACGGCUUUUACUAUUCAAUAAUUGCCGGCUGUUUGGGUAGUAUAGCAUCGGUUGGUUUGCGAUCGCAUUUCUCACGUAUACUCAAACCCCGUGAAUUGGGUGCACUGUUCAGCUGUUUUACAUGUAUUGAAGGACUGACACCCAUAGUGGCCGGUGUUAUAUUCAACGAAAUAUUCAAACAUACUGUCCAAACUGGUUGGCCGGGUUGUAUGUUACUGGUAGCUGCAGGCAUACAGAAUCUGGUCCGCGGUCUAGUCCUAACACCCGACGGUUUUUACUAUUCAAUAAUUGCCGGCUGUUUUUGGGUUAGUAUAGCAUCGGUUGGUUUGCGAUCGCAUUUCUCCCGUAUACUCAAACCCCAGUGA